Nestor notabilis (Kea) is the source of this 2089-nucleotide messenger RNA. RefSeq names its product solute carrier family 30 (zinc transporter), member 1 (gene SLC30A1). The record is from RefSeq and is a predicted model, not a curated record. Gene Ontology annotation, cellular component: Golgi apparatus; endoplasmic reticulum; membrane. Gene Ontology annotation, molecular function: calcium channel inhibitor activity; zinc ion transmembrane transporter activity. The transcript is spliced from 2 exons. NCBI's taxonomy places the organism in Eukaryota, Metazoa, Chordata, Aves, Psittaciformes, Psittacidae. The annotation marks the transcript as partial. Gene Ontology annotation, biological process: detoxification of zinc ion; zinc ion transmembrane transport; intracellular zinc ion homeostasis.
CGCGCUACCAAGAAGAACACCUUCGGGUGGGUGCGGGCUGAGGUGAUGGGUGCCCUCGUCAACGCCGUCUUCCUCACCGCCCUGUGCUUCACCAUCCUGCUGGAGGCCAUCGAGCGCUUCACCGAGCCCCACGAGAUCCAGCAGCCGCUGGUGGUCAUCGGCGUGGGGGUGGCGGGGCUCAUCAUCAACCUGCUGGGGCUCUGCCUCUUCAACCACCACGGCGUGGGGGGCCACGGCCAUUCCCACGGCCACGGGCACUCGCACAGCAGCAGGCAGCACUCCCGCAGCGGCUCCAAGCCCGAGCAGCCACCCGGGGAUGGGGAGGCUGCGCUACACCGGGAGGAGACCAGCACCUUAGUGGAGAACUGCAGCAGCUCCAACGGGGUCAGCCAGGACAAGCUAGGUGAUAUGAAAGACGACAUGACUGACUUACAAGUGAAUGGCAACGCUGGUCAUUACCCUCUGGAUGUAGAGGAGGUUGAAGAAGACUCCAGUGCACAGCUUAACAUGCGUGGAGUUUUUCUGCAUGUUUUUGGAGAUGCCCUAGGUUCAGUAAUUGUGGUAGUGAAUGCCUUGCUCUUUUAUGGGUUGUGGAAUCCAUGCCCCAAAGAUGGGCCCUGCUUUAAUCCAUGUGUCAAUAAUCAUUGCAUGGAAAAUGCUACUUUAUCCCAAACGCUUGGCACAGCAAAUGGGUCUGAGCAGGAGAGCAUUACGGUGGCUGGUCCAUGCUGGUUGCUGUAUUUAGAUCCCAUCCUCUGUUUGAUAAUGGUUUGUAUACUCCUUUACACAACCUACCCGUUACUUAGGGAGUCAGCCCUUAUACUUCUACAGACUGUUCCCAAACAAAUAGAUGUUCAUUCUUUGAACUCAAGAUUACGUACCCUUGAAGGAGUUGAAGCAGUCCAUGAAUUACACAUUUGGCAGCUAGCAGGCAGUAGGAUCAUUGGCACUGCUCACAUAAAGUGUCCUGACCCUUCCACAUACAUGAUGGUGGCAAAGCGCAUAAAAGAGAUCUUCCAUGAUGAAGGGAUUCAUGCAACUACCAUUCAGCCUGAGUUUGCCAGUGUUGGCUCUGAAUCAGGGAGAGGGAAAUGUGAGUUUCCUUGCAGGACUCAGUGUGCUUUGAAGCAGUGUUGUGGAGCAGGAGAAGAUAUUACUGCAAAGAAGACAGAAAAAUCACUUAGUAUUUCUUGUUCAGAAGUUGUCACUGAAUUUCCAAAAACUAGGAGGACUAAGCCGGAGAGCACCCCUUCAGUUAAGCUAGAGGCAAACACCGACCAAAACGAGCAGUUUGAAUCAUCUUUGUAACUCCCUGAGUGGUGCUACCUGGGUUCUGGGGACUUUGACAGCAGCUCUAUUGCAAGAGGAAGAGACAGACAUUUGAGAUGCAAUUUUGCCAAGUAGUGUAGUUGCUGAAGUCCUUGUUCUUGUCAUACUGCUAAAUCUAGAAUGCUUGUUUUAAAGAACAUAACAUCACUGUCAUGAUUCAAUGUGUUUGUGUUGACUUUGUACUGAGACAGACAGAAAGUGCACCAAUGCUGUAACAACUUCAGAAAACCAGUUUCAACAUUUCAGCAGAGACACUUUUUGCUGUGCUUCAAACUGAAAUACUUUUUUUUUUUUUCCAGUGAAAAGGUAUUUGAGGGAUAAGCAUGUAGGAACUCAGUCUGUGUUAUGGAUUUCUUGGACCUACUCUUUCCUUUAAUAUUUGAUUUGUAGAUAUUUUAAUAUAUUGUUUAUUUAGAAGCCCUAAGGAAAACCAAAGUUCAUAGAGUGUUUUUAAAGAGAUAACUACUUAAAACUGGAAACCACUUUGCAGUUUCACAUAUUUUUCUUAAACCUAUAUAAUAAUAAAUGUGAAGGCUUUUUCUAAUGGAUUUAUCAUAUAGCAUAUUUUAAAGAGAACAUCAUGUGAUUGUUAGAAACUGUCCCCACUUUUUCUGGUAAGGUAGUGAGGUGAUUAAAAUCAACUGCUUGUGAAAAGAUCAGAUGUGAAAGGGGUGUUUUUCAAUCAGCGUGGAAGUUCAAGCUACUGUAUAGUGCUCUGUGAUCAGGACGUGAGACUGACCGAUAAAGUAAUGCAUCCUUU